CAAAAGCAGACAAGAGGAUCGCCCCGCGCUGAGCCGGUUGGUGGGCAGCAGGAGGCGCCUGAUCGCCGCCGGGGCCCUGGGGGUGGUGAUGGUCCUGCUGCUGGUCAUCCUCAUCCCGGUGCUGGUGAGCUCGGCGGGCACGUCGGCGCACUACGAGAUGCUGGGCACCUGCCGCAUGGUCUGCGACCCCUACGGGGGCACCAAGGCUCCCAGCACGGCGGCGACCCCAGACCGGGGUCUCAUGCAGUCGCUGCCCACCUUCAUUCAGGGGCCAAAAGGCGAAGCCGGCCGGCCGGGCAAAGCCGGCCCCCGUGGACCUCCCGGAGAGCCCGGGCCGCCGGGCCCCGUGGGGCCGCCCGGAGAAAAGGGGGAGCCGGGCCGGCAGGGCCUGCCGGGCCCCCCUGGGGCUCCGGGGCUCAAUGCGGCCGGGGCCAUCAGCGCAGCCACCUACAGCACGGUGCCCAAGAUCGCCUUCUACGCGGGCCUUAAGCGCCAACACGAAGGCUACGAGGUCCUCAAGUUCGACGACGUAGUCACCAAUCUGGGCAACCACUACGACCCGACCACGGGCAAGUUCACUUGCUCCAUCCCUGGUAUCUACUUCUUCACCUACCACGUCCUGAUGCGCGGGGGGGAUGGCACCAGCAUGUGGGCUGAUCUCUGCAAAAACAAUCAGGUCCGUGCCAGUGCUAUUGCUCAGGAUGCCGAUCAGAAUUACGACUAUGCCAGUAACAGUGUAGUUCUUCACUUGGAGCCAGGAGAUGAAGUCUACAUAAAAUUAGAUGGAGGAAAAGCACAUGGAGGAAACAACAACAAAUACAGCACGUUUUCUGGAUUUAUUAUUUACGCGGACUGAUCAUUCAGAAACUAAGCUUACUUCUUCCGAAUCUGAGCACUGGAUCCGUAAUGGCUCACGGAGCCUGUGAAUCAAGAAUCCCAAUGGAUACCAACCGUGGGGCACCUCAAUAGUGUGUGUGUUGGGGGGAGGGGGGAAAUCAAAUGCUACCUGACUCACAUCUGUACAACUCAGAAAAAAAAAAAAAAAAACCUUAUGUUAAAAAAAAAGUUAAAAGCAAGAUACGCAGAUGUGUGAUCCACUACCGCCGCCAAAGCAAAUAUUCCUUAAUGUUAGUGUCCAUGUGAAUGAAGUCCUAUAGAGAUCACAACUUUUUAUAGAAAAAAAAAUCUACUACAUUGAAUUAUUUCUUCAAUAUAUAUGAUACUUUGGUGUAUUAUGAUAUUGCUGCUUUUAUCCAUAUGUCAGCUUUGGUUCUUGUGAGUUUACCUGCUAAUUAUGAUAUUUGGAGGACGCUUAUAGUGUGAGAAGAGAUGAUUUUAAGGUAAAAAGGAAAGAUUUGAGGGAAAUCAUAUUGUUUCUUUCCAAAGAAAUUGUUUGCCUUGUAUUUUUGUUACUUUUACAUUUAAACCUAGGAAUGAUUCAGCUUUAAGCCUUAACCUGGAAUGUUCUAGAUUUGGGGGGAAGUAGUUCUCAAGCUUUGUAUUAUUGCUAUGUAGUUUAAUAUUUAUUAAUUUGAUUUCCCCCUCCCUCUAUUGAUGUUUUUUAAGAAACAGAUCUAGAAUAUGACAUUGAAUUGUCCUGUAAAUGUGCUAAGAAACCUUGUGUAAGUAUUUACAGUGUUUAGAUAGCUUCAUAAUUGUUCAUCUUGUCAAUAUACAUAUUGAGUCCAUAUUAAAAAAAUCUAUACUUCCUUCAAAAGGCUCUUCAGUAUAAAUCCAGAGUGCAGUCUUCUUCCCCAUCCGUACCCCUCAUGCCCAGGGAUGGAACAAAAGAUUAUCGAUGCACAGUGGCUUAACUUGAGCCACUGCAUGAAUUACCAAGGGGACAGUUUGUAAUGCCUUCAAACCCUUACUACAAGUUUGUAGCCUGAGGUUAUUUCAAAAUUAACAGAUAAACAUAUUAUCAAUACAACAAGAUGUAUAUAUUUUAUACACAAUAUAUGUUAUAUAUAAUAUGUACAUUAUAUAUAAUGUAUAUAUAUUAUAUGUGGCUUAGGCACAGUGGAUAUAGAGACUAGAGAAAUACAUUUUUAAAAAGCAUACUAUAUAUGAUAUUUGAAUUAUUUUGAAUGACAAAUAUAUAUGGAAUACCAAAACAACAGUUCUUAGUGAAAAUGGCUCCUGUUAAGAAUUUUAAAAGAGUAUAUUAUUUUGCAUAGGUUAAAGAUGGCCUGGAGCACAUUUUCCUUUCUAUUGGACCACUCUUGUCUUAUUCAAACCAAGAGUUUAUCCCAGAGUCUGUGGUAGACUAUUAACAUUAGGCUUACAGUAACAAAGUGGCUUUGCCUUCAAUGUUGAUAUAUUACAUGUAUUUGAGCCAUCAAUUUGUUCUUGUUUCAGAGGUGGACUAAAACUGACAUUAAUGUAGAUUUUGAGCGCAGUCAGAGGCCAAAAUCCAGCCUCUCUGGUUAACACGUAACGCCAAAAGCCAUCUCUUUAAUCUACCAAGUGAAAGAUAUAAAGUACGCGUUGUCAUACGCUGAACUGUCAAACAAUUUCCCCCAUAAUGAUGAAAAAUCUAUUCCUUGCUAUUUGCCUUUGAAGAUCCUCUGACAAAUAGCUUUCAGAAACAGAAAUUUAAAAAUAUUUAACCCACUUGUUUCUUCAGUGAAGGAAUUGCCCAUGUUCGUUCUGCUUUUUUCAAGAAAUUAGUUUGUUCCUUUGGCUGCUCUUUUAGGAUAGUUCCAUUUCAAGUCUAGGGGUCAUCGUUAUAGCUCAGCUAUGCUCAUUUUAAAGGAAGUCUCUAAGGUAGCUUAGCCAAGAUCUCAAAAAAGAAAAAUUGUUAUUCAUCAAUAAAUUUAUUUAUAGUUCCUAUUUUCCCCAGUAAUAUGCCCCAGUCUGGUAAAAUACAGAUGAAAAAGCAUGUAAUUGCUCACCAAGUGUCAUGAUUAAUCUACUUUGGUCUUUCUAAUGCUAAUCUAUUUGAUUUUUUAAAAAAAAUAUUAAAAUGGACUUCCCUUCCACUUAAGGAACUUUCACAAUUGUGGAUAUGUAUGUUUACUACAGAGAAAAUUGGAAGCAAGGUUUGGAGAAGCUUUGUGUGUUUCAACUAGAAAAGUAAAGCAUUCAAGCAAAAGAUUUAUUUUAGGCAUAGAAUAUACCAAGGAGUUAAUAAAGGGACUUCAUUCCACAGGAGAAAAAAAAAUCCAAACAAACCAAACAACCCAGAGCUGGGUACCAAGCUCUGAAAAUCAAGACUGUCAUUUCUAAUAGAUAUGACCUUUUCUUCAGACAAAUAAGCAUCGCUUACCCCUGUUUAGGCCCAGAGAAAAAUACUCAGAUAAAAAGUACACAAAAGAAAUGAGAAAAUGUAUAAGGCAAACAUUUCUUUUAUUUAUUUAUUUAUUUUUGCAUCAUAUCUUAUAAAGCAAUUAAAUUGUGGCCUUUGUUAUACAUGUAACGAUGAUGAUUCAUUAAACUAUAUUAUGUAAUAUA
This is a messenger RNA of Antechinus flavipes (yellow-footed antechinus), 3453 nucleotides long. RefSeq names its product complement C1q like 3 (gene C1QL3). Gene Ontology annotation, molecular function: protein binding. The transcript is spliced from 2 exons. Lineage: Eukaryota; Metazoa; Chordata; Mammalia; Dasyuromorphia; Dasyuridae. The record is from RefSeq and is a predicted model, not a curated record. Bases 89 to 856 code for a protein of 255 amino acids.